AUGGUGACUUCAGGGUUAAAUUACAAGAACUGUGAAAUGGAGUGUGAAGGACAGGCGACAUUGGAAGUUAGUUCAAAGUUGAAACCAAAAUUGGGACCUGAAUUUGAUUGCUGUGACGAUGUGUUCAAUUUCUAUAAUAUAUAUGUCGCGAAAGCCGGAUUUGGCAUUCGGUGUUCUACAACGAGAACGUGCACAUUGACAGGAGAGGUAACAAGGAAGGAAUAUGUAUGUUGUAAACAAGGGUAUUCGUUGACAAGCACUGUUAGUCGAUUCAAUGAGGAACACAACCAUGACAUGACCACAGCUGAUAAAGUCCAUCUAUUGAGAUCUCACCGUAACUUAACAGGGGCGUGGGUGAAGAGGGGAUUGGGCAUGAUGUAG
Prunus armeniaca (apricot) is the source of this 381-nucleotide messenger RNA. Lineage: Eukaryota; Viridiplantae; Streptophyta; Magnoliopsida; Rosales; Rosaceae. The record is from the annotation of a GenBank genome assembly.